Molecule: messenger RNA, 627 nt
Organism: Rotaria sordida
Lineage: Eukaryota; Metazoa; Rotifera; Eurotatoria; Philodinida; Philodinidae
Source: the annotation of a GenBank genome assembly
AUGGAUUCAAUUAUGAUACCAUUUCAAUUUCAUCCUAUUCAAGUUUUCGAUGAAACAAAGCAUAUAGUUGAUGUGGUCGCUAACGAAUAUCUUAAAAAAGCGACUGGUGAUAUACAUCAUAUUAUUCCUGUUGAUGUUCUUGCUGAUGGAAAUUGCUUAUAUCAUUCUAUUGUUGUUUUGAUGAACAAUCGAUUGGUGACGGCUAGUGAAUUACGAGUUCGAACAAUUAUGGAACUGAUAACUAAUGAAAAUUAUUAUCAAACUAUGUAUUCACAAUAUGUGGGACCUACUGAUGUCGCUAUUAAAGCUAUUUGCAGAAAUUAUAUGUUUUCUGAAUUAUACGAAAUUGCCGCAUCAUGUAAUGUACUUCAAUGUAACAUACGAAGUGUUUAUCCAAAAAUUGAGUUUCAUUAUUAUAUGGCAAUUUGGGAUAACCUCUUUACACCUAUUCCACCUGUUAUUGCCAAUUGUAACAUUGCGAUUUUAUGGUCAAACGCCUUGAAUGAAAAAGAUGCUCGAGAAACACAUAAUGGCACAUGGAGACCAAAUCAUUUUGUUCCACUUAUGUCGCUACCUAUUGCUAAUGAAUUUAACAGUCAAUCAGCAUCACUUGCCGUGGUAAGUUAG